Owenia fusiformis is the source of this 1162-nucleotide messenger RNA. Lineage: Eukaryota; Metazoa; Annelida; Polychaeta; Sabellida; Oweniidae. The record is from the annotation of a GenBank genome assembly.
GUUAUAGUUCAGCCUAAAAUGCAAUUGUUGUUAUUAACAAUUUAUAUAUAUCUCGAGCGGAAUUCGUCUUAAUCUUGGAUUGAUUCCAUCACUGUAAUACACAGACAAGACAUAUUAACUGCCCAUCUCCAUCCAGGUGGGUGCGUACAAUCACGUGACGUCUUUAAACGAAUCACAGCCACGCAAGGCCCGAUGGGAAUUGAAUACUCAAUACAGCAGAUGCUUUCUAAAAUGCUUUAAUUUACCAAUGCGAUUCAGAAAAGUGUAAAGGUCAUAUCUGGGAUACCUGGACAAGGGAAGUAGCACUGGCCUCGAGUCAAAACGUUGAAUGUUAAACACUACUCUCAAAUAGAAAGAGAGAAUAAGUCGACAAGGACAACGAACUAUAUGAUAAGACUUCGUAAGGGAUUAACAGGCACAACGCAACGGAGAUAAUCCAGAAAAUAAAGCUGACAAACCAACAGCGUUGCAGGAUUUCCAGCUCUUCGGGAAAGCGACGAAAGAUAUAACGUCUAAAACCUCCAUCUAUAAAUAAAUAUGUCGCAACCAGACGCUACGUACACUAAGGAUGGGUACACCCCCGUGACGGUCCAGCCAGGAGCUACGCAUACAACCAUAAUACAGACAACAGUAAGACCAUCCGACUACCUUGCGUUUGCUGUAUUCAGUUGCAUAUGCUGUAAUGCAAUAUUGGGAGUCGUAGCCAUAAUAUUCUCAUGCCUUUCACGAGGGGAUGCUGACAACGGGGAGCUGGACGCGGCAAGAACCAAAGGCAAAAUCUCGCUUGCUAUGAGUCUCAUCGGACUGAUUAGCACCAUCAUCAUUGUUGCUAUUCUCAUUGUGGUUUACGUUGUCUUGCCGCUUGUCAUGGUCAAAAACCUCAGCGUACAACUCUCAGAAUCUGGCUUUAACAUGGAGUCAUCCGAUGGUGGAAAUCCUUAAGGGCAAAGUCUCUGCGUUGAACACCUAAAGUAAAACGCUUCACAUCAUAUGUUAUAAGAUCCAUUUUUUGAAUCUCCUUUGUCGUGUUGCUAUUUUAUGUCAUGUUAAACACAGGAUUUAAAUUAGAUAUUGGAAAAUGAUAUCAUAUAGAGGGACAUAUGCAUUUAAUCCUGUCUUCACUGGAUUAAUAAUCGAAUAAUAUACAGAGCACAUAUUCAUA